Messenger RNA from Schizosaccharomyces japonicus yFS275, 3081 nucleotides. RefSeq names its product protoheme I Xfarnesyltransferase. Gene Ontology annotation, molecular function: protoheme IX farnesyltransferase activity; transferase activity, transferring alkyl or aryl (other than methyl) groups. Gene Ontology annotation, biological process: heme A biosynthetic process; heme biosynthetic process. The transcript has a single exon. Lineage: Eukaryota; Fungi; Ascomycota; Schizosaccharomycetes; Schizosaccharomycetales; Schizosaccharomycetaceae. Gene Ontology annotation, cellular component: membrane. Bases 379 to 1563 code for a protein of 394 amino acids. The record is from RefSeq and is a predicted model, not a curated record.
CCUUAUAAUAUAUAUUCCAAUAGUACCUUUUUAACUAUUUUAUUGACUAUACUGAUUAAUGUAGAAUCAUGAAGGAUCGUGACCGACUGGAGCUGACUUCGGCCGACAGAAUUCGCCUUUCCUUGUUGAGCCAUUGAAACCCUCCUUGUUCUUCUCGUGCCUCCUCGCUGACGAUACACAGUGCUCAUUGUUCCUUGUUUUUUUUUUACCACGUUAUACACACCGGUAAACCAGGUCUCAUUCGUGAAACGACUUUUAAUCCCUCUUGACAUAAGACUUACUCGAAUGUCGUCUGCUCCGCCAGCACCAAUUCAAUUACCGUCUCUCACUAAUAACAACAUCCAAUACUCCAAUUAAACGGACUCUGUCUCAGGAAUUAUGCUCCUUGGUCUCUCCUCAAGGUGGUUCCUCUUUCGGUACAGUCCUGUCUCGUGUAAACGGUUUUUUGCGACAAGUUCUGUCGCUGUACCGGAGAAACCCCAAUUCUUUAAGAAAAACACACCGAAGCAGAAUGCUCUUCCUUACCGUGUGCCUCCUCUCGAGGUAUGGAAUGUACUUAGAGAACGAGAACAAAACGCACCUGCUGUCCCGAAGCUGAGUACACUCAUUGAACUAGGCAAGCCACGACUCACAGCACUCGUCGUCCUUACAGCCAUGUCGGCAUACGCACUAGCUCCCUUUCCCGGAUUGUCUCUGAGUCAUUUGCUGCUGCUUGCCGGAGGAACAACGCUUUGCAGUCUCAGUGCUAAUAGCUAUAAUCAGUGCAUGGAACCAUUGCUGGAUUACCAAAUGGCUCGAACACACAACCGUCCUAUCCCCCGUGGCGCCGUACGUCCCGAACACGGUUGGCUUUUCGCUACUGGUGCAGGAAUGUUGGGCACCAUUAUGAACUACUCGGUAAACAGCACAGUUGCCUGGCUUGGCGUGCUCAAUAUAGCCAUUUACAUGGGUCUCUACACUCCAUUAAAGCGAGUUUCCAUCCUUAACACAUGGGUCGGGUCCAUUGUUGGUGCAGUACCGCCGUUAAUGGGUUGGGCUGCUUGCUCUAAUGGCGACUUGUUCACGCAUCCCAGCGGAAUCCUCACUGCGGCCAUCAUGUACGCCUGGCAAUUCCCCCACUUCAACUCUCUCUCCGCAAUGGUUCGUGAAGACUACAAAACGUGCGGUUACCGCAUGAUGUCUUGGACCAACCCUCCUCUCAAUGCACGUGUAGCUCUGCGAUACACGGUGCUGUGCUUACCGCUCAGUCUUGCGUACAUCAGCUGCGGCAUCGUUGACCCAUGGUACGCCAUAGCAGCUAUUUGGGUCAACAUCGUCUUUACCCGAAAGGCUUGGACCUUUUACCGGAACCCCAGCAACCCGAACGCCAGAAAGCUAUUCUUUGGCAGCCUAAUGUACCUCCCUACCAUCUUUAUCGUUACCCUUGUUGCCCAUAUUAUGAAAGAAAUGAAUGACUACAAAAGAGAGCCCCAGGCUACGAAGAACCUUGACAAUGUCUCUCCCCCUUUAAUGACCUUGCAUGACACGAAAGAACAAAUUGAAACGACGACUCCACGCGACUGAGGACAAGAGCGACGACGCAGGUUUGCGGCAAGCCGGAGGAACACACACGCAGACCGGUGCUCUUCCGUCUAUAUCGAUACAGAAUUUUGGUAUUCAUUCGCAAAGAGAUAUCUAAUUCAUACACAACAUGAAACAAUCCAUUCGUCCGAAGCGAGACCUGUUUUAAACCAUGGUACGUGCUUUGUCCCAAUUCACGAUGCCCUUGGGAUCAAUCAAACCGAGACGCUGGUACAGGUUCAAUGGGCGAACGGCGAUUUCCUUGCGCCAGAGCAACUUGCACUGUUUCUUGAGUGCGUUUCGCUCCGCCUCUAUUUUGGCUUCGGUCGGCUUUCCUUCGGCGUAAAUCCAUUCGCGAGUAAGCGCGAUAAACUUCUUCGAAGCGUCAAUGAAUUCUCCGUCCAAUUCCGCUAUCGUUUUGGCGGAAGGUGUACGGGAGACUUCUUCGUGCCUCAAUGGGUUACGCUGGUCGAGUUCAUACAGCUUGGCCUCGUCAAAGUGGCCGCCCAGGGAAAUCGGUAUAAACUCUGUGUCCACAUACUCUGUCAACUGAUUCGGGCGACAGAAAGACACUUUUUUACGCACUUCUGGAUCCAUAAAGUAUUUUCCAAAUCUCCAGACGCCUACACGAGGUUAGUAAUCGGACCCAACGUGCCAGUAGGGAGAGGCGGACAGGGUUUUCUGUUUUCUUUUCUCUGUUUUCUGUCCCCUGUUCCCUGUUCCCCGUUCUCCGUCCUGCCCUCCUGUCCAUUCUCACAUACCUUCAAACAGGGCCAUACGCAGGCCGCUGCCCACAACAAGAGCCUUGCCCAAGAUCUCCGGGAAGUAGUUUUGGAAAAUCUCAAUGAAGAUGCGCGAAAACUCGAGGUCAAUGUUCUUGCGAGCAAACGAACUCAAGUCGGCCAGACCAAGCACUCCAUGAGAUGUGUUUUGUUCGGAAUCCAGGAACAGUCUUGCGUUCUCCAUGGCGUACAACACAACUGCUCUGAGCUCAACCGUUUCCUUCUCUGAUCUGGGAGGAAUGAAAUUGUGCAUGUUCAAGAACACAAUUGGCCGUCCGGCCUUGUCCUGACCCCAGAUAAAGUACAUUGAUGCCUUAAUCAUCAUCUCGUUUAGCCCGGCCUCGCCUUGCAGCAUGAUGUCUCGUAGUCCGAUGGACGCUCGCCAGCUGAUCGCAUUCAUGAGCAUGUCCGUAGACUGCUCGAGAUGGAAUUUUCGAGCCCGCAGGAAGCGCUGCAGCGUCAAGUCGAAGUCGUCGAACGCGCACAGCAGAAAAAAAUUGACAUACAUACUUUCCUCAGACGGGAACUCGCUGAUAUACUUCGGGUCUUCCAAUCGAGCAAACACCCGGGACCAGCAUUGUCGAAGAGCAGACUUGGGAUCCUGAGAAGCUCCUGUCAUGUUGAUUUUGGUAAACGCUAAGUGGUACGAGCAGGUUGUUCUUGUUUACAUGUUCCGACGGCAUACAGCUAAGCGAUUUUGGCUACAUCUGAUAAAUAGCGAAAGUCGUGAUGCGGCGAA